AUGGACUACAGACUGCUUCUCUUGGUGUUUACAGGUUUGGCAUGGAUAGGUCUCUAUGAUGACCUUGUAAACUCCUGGAAAUGGUCCCUCAAUGACAGCAGCUUCUAUGGUGAUGGAGAGCAAACAUUUAGGAACUGGUACUCUGGUCAACCCAAUAAUCUAAAUGGACAACAGCACUGUGUCAUACUGUUGAGUGGGAGCUCAUAUUAUGGCCAAUGGGAUGACCAAGAAUGUGAGGAAGCUCGCUGGUUUGUGUGCUAUAAUGGUUCUGUAAAUGGUUCACCGGUUUACAUUUUAAUUAAUGAGUCGCUGAGCUGGACUUCUGCUCAGGCAUUCUGCCAGGAGAACUACGUUGACCUUGCCAGUGUUCGCAAUCAGAGCGAGAAUGACAUCAUCUCAAACGUUGGAGGCGGAUCAUUCCUGUGGAUCGGCCUGUACCGAGAAAAACUCUGGUCCGACGGCAGCACCUCUUUAUUCCGAAACUGGGCGUUCGGUCAGCCGAACCACGGCGGUGAAGAGUGUAUGGCAACACACUUUAAUGAGUCUGGAAAAUGGCACGAUCAAGACUGCUCCCUGAGUUACCCGUUCAUCUGUUACAAACCAAUUCCACCCAAUGCAGGAGGUUUCAGACCAUCAACACAAGAUGAGAGCAGCAUUUCUCUGCAGUGGAAUAAAAUCAACAACAGCACCAGCUUUGUUCUCCAGUUUAACGGCACAGAGACAUUCAUCAGAGCAGCAGAUGGAGACGGACCAGUGACACAUACAGUAUCAUCUCUCACUGCUGGAACCAGAUACACAUUCAUUCUCUUCUCUGUACUUGAUGGCGUCAGAAGCAGUGGAGUAGAGCUUACAACGGCCACUGUGCCACAAAAUGCUGAAGACUUGAGGCUAGCUGCACAAUUUGAGACCAAUGUCACUCUGCAGUGGAAUAAAGUCAACAACAACACCAGCUUCAUCCUCCAGUUUAAUGGCAUAGAGAAACUCAUCGAUGCUCCUGAUGGAGAUGGACCACUAACUUACACAGUCUCACCCCUGUAUCCUGGCACUGGAUUCACUUUCACUCUCUUCUCCGUGAUUGAGAACGUCAGAAGCAGCGGAGCACGACUUACAGCUGCCACUGUGCCUGAACAUCCAAGCAACUUCAGAGUAUUUUUGCUUUAUGACACCAACAUCACUCUGCAGUGGGAUAAAGGCAACGCCAGCUUUGUUCUCCAGUUUAAUGGAUCAGAGACAAAUAUCAGUUCACCAGAUGGAGCUGGACCAGUAAACUACACAGCUCUGUCUCUCACUGCUGCAACUAGAUACACAUUCACCCUCUUCUCUGUGUUUGAGAACCUCAGAUCCAGGGGAAUUAGCAUCACUCAAGUCACCGCUCCUGAAAGACCCACAGGAUUCACAGUAUCAGCACAAAAUGAGAGCAGCAUCGCUCUGCAGUGGGAUAAAGGCAAUGACAACAUCAACUUUGUUCUUGAGUUUAGUGGCAGAUACACAGCCAUCAGUGCACCGGGUGAAAAUGGACCAGUAACUCACACAAUCCCAUCUCUCACUGCUGGAACCAGAUACACAUUCAUACUCUUCUCGGUGUUUGAGAACGUCAGAAGCAGUGGAGUACAACUUACAGCUGCAACUGCUCCUCAAAAUCCAGAGAACUUUAGACCAUCAACGCAAGAUGAGACCAGCAUCACUCUGCAGUGGGAUAAAAUCAGCGACUUUGUCGGCUUCAUUCUCCAGUUUAACGGCACAGAGAUAAACGUUGGUGCGCCAAGUGGAAAUGAAUCAGUAACUCACACAGUCUCAUCUCUGACGGCUGGUACUAGAUACACGUUUGCUCUCUUUUCUGUGUUUGACAACGUCAGAAGCAGUGGAGUCAGCAUCGCAGCAUCUACUGGGCCAAAUUACAUUGUUGCUUUAAACAUGAACUUGAAGUCCUAUGAUGCAUUGUCAGAAUCAGAAAUUCAGACUUUUGUGACGGAGUUCUUUCUUAAACGCGGUAUCCUGCCACAGUUUUCCAUGAGGGUCAAAUCUGUCGAGCCUUAAGAUGAGCAGAGGAACAUUUUUCCUGGAGGGAAAGAAAAUAAAUAAUCACGAGAAAAUAUUUUGUCAAAUUUUUAAAUGUACAGAAAAUAAGUAUCAAACACAUCACAAUUUUUCAUGAUAAUAUUUCUAAAGGUGUUAUUUACAUAAAAUUUUCACUAGUGGCGAAUAACAACCCAUUUAAUCCAUGCAUAGAAAGAAAUAAGUUCAGAAAUUAAGUCAUUUGUAAUAAUGUGAAAUGACACAGGGGAAAUGUGUUGAACACACACAGAAAGGGAGCUGAUGUCUUGGAAAGCCUAAACAUCCUAAUGGCCUUGGUUACAGAAUGAUUUCUAAACUUCUGAAUGUACCAGUGAGAACUGGAGAGAAUAUUCAACAAUAAAUUGGUGGCCACUGGUGCUCCUCAUUAGAUUUUUGACAGAGUGAAAAAGAAUAGGCAGAAAAGUUGUGCAAAAAAGGCCAAGGAAUGACCACUUUUGUUAGAGCAACAUGAAGACCUAAAAUUAGCAGGUGCAGUUGAUUAAAAGAAAACGAUAUUAAUGCACUCAUCCAUGCAAGACUCCACUCCUGAAGAAAAAGCAUGUUGCAGUUUGAUUUCUUUGCUUAUAAUGUUCUAUAGUUAUUGUGUUCCUUAAGUUUUAUCUGAUAAUGUAUUUAUUAUUUUGUAAAGCUAGUUAUCAUUUGCAUAAGAAAGCUUUGGUGCACGGCAUUUGGACAACUCUGUCUGUAAAUAACCCCAAAUUAAGCUCCUUAUUUGUUGUAUUCCCUCUUGGCGCUUCUUACCUUCAUUUCGUUUUGUUUUGUGUAGUAUAUGGUUGACUUCCGGUUUUUGAUUUGAUGCUUUUAUUUUGGUGAGAGUUUCCGCUGUUUAUGUUGUGGAGCGGCAGCUUGGCAACGGAAGACAAGUUGCGACAGUGUUAGAAAAAUGAAUCUUGUUAUUAGCGGCCCCCUUGAUAUGAUCACAAGGUAUGUUUAUUUUGAGAAUGAGGAUGUUUCUAAUAUUGAUCAGCUGGAAUUGUGAAUUUGUUUUAUUGUAACCAAAUAGCGUAUAGUUUUUGAAUCAGAGUCGAUAUUUUUAGUGGUGAACGUUAUUUUUAGUUUUCAAACGUUACAGUUGUAAGAGCGUGGUUUGUAGCUUAUACUGUGUGUGUGUGUGUGUGUGUGUGUGUGUGUGUGUGUGUGUGUGUGUGUGUGUGUGUGUGUGUGUGUGUGGGUGUGCGCGCGCAUCUCUUACGGUGAAACUCAGGGUUUUACUCCCAAUAAACUUCACAGCCACAGUCCUUCAUGGCGGGGGGUUUCUGCAAUACUGUCAAAUACU
Messenger RNA from Poecilia latipinna (sailfin molly), 3352 nucleotides. RefSeq names its product receptor-type tyrosine-protein phosphatase H-like. The record is from RefSeq and is a predicted model, not a curated record. Lineage: Eukaryota; Metazoa; Chordata; Actinopteri; Cyprinodontiformes; Poeciliidae. Gene Ontology annotation, molecular function: protein binding. Bases 1 to 2037 code for a protein of 678 amino acids. The transcript is spliced from 12 exons.